AUUGUCGUGGGCCGGUGCUUGUCCCACUCCAAAGUCCAAACCCUUCUCAACUCUCAUUCAUCAUUACUACUUUUUUCUUUUACUGUCGGUUUGAUACAAAAUACAACUUUGGUGCUAUUUUAACUCAAAUUUAACUAUAAUUUAUUUCAUGAAAAAUAGUUUAUGGUUUUGUUUUUGUUUGAUCACGAUCGGCUAAUGCAUGGUAAAGAACUCAUAAUACUCAAGAUUUCACCACCUUAAAUCUGCAGUUUUUUUUUAAUAAGUGAAUUUCAAUAACAGAAUAAAAUUUAAACACUAAACACAAUUAACACAACUCAAACUUAAAUCAUAUUUAAGAUAAUAAACACUCUUAACUGUUAAAUCAUUACAUGAAAUUUUUAAAUUUGAAAUUUUAAAUAUAAAAAAUUGUUGUGCAAAACAAAUAUCAAAUGAUGGCUUCUUUUAAUGAUCACAAAAUGAGUUUAUUUAUAAUGAAAGGAAAUGUUUUAAAAGGGAAAAAUUGAUUCCGUAAUUAUUGCAUAAUCAAAAACAUGAAAACCCAAAUAUUCAAAGUUACUUUUUAUUUUAUUUAAUUUUUCUGAAGUUGAGAUAAUAAUUAACAACAGUAACAAGAAAUAAUAAUGUAACAAUAAAAUUUCCCAUGCUUUUGUGAUCGUUAAAGAUAGAUAUAAAGCAAAUAAAAGGAAAAAAAAAAAAAAAAGCCACAACUUUAAACUGUAACACACACGCACAAUCUCUGUUUGUCGACAAGUUUGACGCCCUGAAAAUCCCUGUGUUCUUUCUUUGUAGUUUUGCUUUUCAUUACAACCAGAGUUUCCACUUCUUGUUGUUGGACAAAAUCAGGAAAAAAAAGCGCUCAGAUCUUAGCACAUAAUAAAAAAUAAAACACCUCUAUUUUGGGAAUUGGGUUGUGUCCAAAUCUUGAAUUAGAGCCGUAGAUUCCAACGAAAAUAUCAAAUUUUCUGCUUUUAUUUCUUGAUUUUGGAGUAAAAAAAGCCAGAGCCGAAGGUGAAUGUAAUUUUUGUUUUCUUUUUCCUUUUUUCUUUUUUGCUUUGAAUUGUUGAAGUUAAUAUUUUAAAGAGUAAAGUUGGGAAUUUUCAUUGGGAUUUUCUUUUUCCUGUUUUUACUCUUCCUUGGAUUCCGGUGUUUUCUGAAGAAAAAGUUGGUUGCUUUAUUGGAAUCUGGGCUUAAACUGUUGAUGGGUCUUCGGUUAAUAUUAAAUCUCGGGGGAGGGGGUUGGAAUUGGAACUAGCUCACUUAAGAUUCUCAACUUUUCAGGUGUUCUUGGUUUCUGAGUAUUGAAGGAAUUCUCUGUUUUUCCUUUUAAAGCUAAAGAGUUCAGCUUUUGGGGUUGAUGCCUUGUUGGUUUCUUGGCUUAUAUUGAAGAAUUUUUGUGUUAAAAGUUCAUUUCCUUGGUGCUUUAUCAUGGAUUCCCCACAGUCAGUUGUUUCACCAUUCAAGAACUCUGUUGUAGCUGAGCCUGAGAAGCAGAAAACCGAGUUUUUCAGUAGGAACUCGGGUGGUUUGUUGUCAAAUGGGUCCGAGGUUAACAAAAAGGAAGAGAAUUCCAUUGGUGUUCUUGAGGUUUAUGUUCAUCAGGCAAGAGAUAUCCAUAACAUCUGCAUUUACCACAAGCAGGAUGUGUAUGCUAAGCUUUGUCUCACCUCUGACCCCGAAAGCACGGUUUCCACCAAGAUCAUCAAUGGUGGUGGGAGGAACCCGGUGUUCAAUGAUAAUCUACGCCUCAAUGUUCGAACUGUUGAUUCCUCCCUCAAAAUCGAGAUAUUCAUGAUGAGUAGAGUGAGGAAUUAUCUUGAAGACCAGUUGUUGGGAUUUGCAUUGGUGCCACUGUCUGAAGUGCUCCUCAAGAGUGGGAAGUUGGAGAAAGAAUUCUCUCUUUCUUCAACUGAUCUGUUCCAUUCACCUGCUGGUUUUGUCCAGUUGUCUCUUGCAUAUGCUGGAUUAUCUCCUGAAGUAAUCGCUAUUCCUGCUAUGCCUAGAGAUGUGGCUGCUGACGAAACUGUGAAGGAUUCGGAAACAAGUGAGUGUGAGUUGGAAAAGAUUGAGUUCCCGGAUCCCAUAAUCGCGAAUGAGAACCAGAUGAUGGUGUCCGAGUAUAUCGGAAUCCAAUGUUCUAAUUUGGACUCUGAAAGUUCCGAAAGUUUGGGCACCUCUGAUGCUGAGAGUCAAAUUAGUUCAGACAUGGGUGCUCGUUUAAUGGAGAGCUUCUCUACUGCUACAGUCAAUUCCAUCCAAGCCCCCAAGCUUGAUUCUCCUCCGAGCAGCGUGUCAACCAACGGGGUUUCAUCUCCUUCAGCUGGUGCAAGCUCUGAGUCCUUCGAUGGUCUGGCUGCUUCGAAGACUUCUACUCAGGAACACAUUUCAGCCCCGAAACAAAAAGCUGUGGAUGUUGGAGAUGUUGACACCCAUUCCUCAGGGGCACAAAGCAGUUCCAUCGUGAAACCUGUUGUUUCCGUUAACAUUGAGCCCGAGCAAAAGCUGGUGCAGCAAGACAUAGUAGACAUGUACAUGAAAAGCAUGCAGCAAUUUACCGAGUCAUUGGCUAAGAUGAAACUGCCUCUGGACAUCGACAGUGGACCGACCAAAUCGGAGAAUUCAAGUACCACUGAUCAGAAAAUACAGGCAUCGAAAAACACCGGCUCCCGAGUGUUCUACGGAAGCAGGGCUUUUUUCUAAGCUUCCUGAUCCUCUAUUCAAAGGAAGACACACAGGUGACUUUAGAAUUUUAGGGUGGAGACUAAUGCUACUAAUAGUGAAAUGUAAUAAUAAUGUAUCAUGUAAUGUGGUCUUUUCCUUUGUAUGUCAACAUGCUUUAGAUGAGAGGAGGCAAAAAUCAUGACUUUGUACUGUUAUUAGCUUUGUUCCAUUGCAGUUCCGGUUAGUAUAUAUGAACCUUUCCCUUUUUUUCUAUAA
Messenger RNA from Gossypium arboreum, 2934 nucleotides. RefSeq lists its product as uncharacterized. NCBI's taxonomy places the organism in Eukaryota, Viridiplantae, Streptophyta, Magnoliopsida, Malvales, Malvaceae. The record is from RefSeq and is a predicted model, not a curated record. Bases 1426 to 2697 code for a protein of 423 amino acids. The transcript has 2 exons.